Schistosoma spindalis is the source of this 1238-nucleotide messenger RNA. The record is from the annotation of a GenBank genome assembly. NCBI's taxonomy places the organism in Eukaryota, Metazoa, Platyhelminthes, Trematoda, Strigeidida, Schistosomatidae.
GCGCGUUAUUAAUGUAUCGCGCUAUUUAGAUAUCUUGGCGUUGUUGGUGUAAUGCUUCCAAAACAUUUUUUUUGCCAUAGAAGUGGUUCAGCACAUUUUUGAGUCCGCGUAGAUAAUUUGUCCACGUACUUUUAUGGGUGACCACAGGGAAAAUUUUUUUAAGCAUCCCAGAAGAAAAACAGCCUACGUUGCUUCACGUUAUUUGGAAAAAUCAAAUACCAUCCAUCGAUCUGUUUCGUCUGUAAGAGAAAAGUCGGUCAAUGAACGACAAAAUAGUUCUGUUGUGAAGCGGCAAUCGUCUCCGAAAUUUGGAGUCAAUGCAUCGAACGCUCAGUUAAUCAUUGAUGAUUCAGUUGCUUCUGCAAUUCACUCACAUGACAUGGAACAUGGUAGCGUAAUUGAACAUUCUUCUGGUUCAUUAAUCUUGGAUAAUCCUGUAAAAAAGCUUAAUGAAUUAGAUGUUGAUUCACUGUCUGAUAUAUCAUUAGCUGCAUAUACUGUCUGGAUAUUGUUUCAACGUUAUACAUCAUCUUACAUUGUGAAUAAAGUGGAAUGUGAUUAUGCUAAAAUAGUUGGUCUGUUAAAUCGCAUAAAAUCUACACGCGAAGAAAUUAUCCGCUUACGUAAAGCAAAACAUGAUUGGGAAAACUGGUUUCAAUCGGUCAAAGAUUUACAUAAUGAGCACAAGAUACUUACAGAUUUAAUUCAAAUAAUGGGUAUAUCUGAAUAUAAUUCAAAAGAGAAUGAUAGUUCUUUAGACAGUCAAAAUUUUAAUAAAACAGAAUUAAUUCCUCAGCUUGAACAAUUUAUAUUACAAAAAUUUUCACCUGUGUUAAAUCGUUUAACUGUGAAAGAAAUAAACUUGGAUAAAUGUGAAAAUGUUUGUCACGAUUUACAACAACUUGGUGACAUAGCAUCUUUGUUUUCAAGCAUCAGUGAAAAUGAUAUUGACUCAUUUGAACAGUUAGCAGAUGAAGUUAAUAAUUUUGCUGAUCACUUACAAAAUAGAAUUUAUCCUCAAAAUAUUGCACAAUAUGAACAGUUAAUGCAAUGUUUACAAACUUUUAUUUUAUAUACUUCACUGAAAUGUGAACAAAUUGAACGUAAAUGGCUUAAACAAAUACUUUUAACAGAUUAAUUUUUUUAAAAAUAUUUUUCCGAAGAAAAACUUUAUUAUCAAUAAAAUUGUUGACUUUUCUACGCUGUUAAGUUGAUUGUUUUUAUUAGGUACUGUAUUA